Molecule: messenger RNA, 387 nt
Organism: Encephalitozoon cuniculi GB-M1
Lineage: Eukaryota; Fungi; Microsporidia; Unikaryonidae
Product: thioredoxin-like protein
Exons: 1
Coding region: 1-387 (128 amino acids)
Source: RefSeq, marked provisional
AUGCCAAUUAUAGUACGCAGCUGCAAUGGCAUGAGCAUGGAUGAAAUCAAGGCGAAGGUGAAGGAGGCUGGAAGGCCUGUUCUCCUGAAGUUCUCUUCAGAGAGAUGCGCCCCGUGCGAAGACCUGAAGGAGAAGCUCGCCCAGUAUGAGACAGACCUUCAGGUCAACAUCUUUGAUCUCUGUAGAACAAGGACAGCCUCCUACGUUGAGCUCUGGGACAAGUUUUACAUCACUGCAUUCCCGACAAUUGUUCUUGUGGACGAGGAUAUGAACGAGAUGCAGAGCAGCGAGGACUCUGCAGGCCAGGCCGGCCCAUACAGGAUGUCCGGCUCAAACAUCAAGAAGUUCGAUGAGCUUAUCAAGAGGCACAAGCAUCUGUUUGAGUAG